AUGGCGAAUAAUAGGAAGCACAUAGCUAAAAAUCUUCGCAGUUCUUUCUUUUUCGUUCAUUUCCGAUUAUCUAUGAGAAGCGUUGAAAGAAUGAUAAUGGAAGCAUUUAUAUUGCUGAUUAUUAUAGAAAGUAUACUUUAUAUUGGGUUGGGUUUGGGAAAAAUUCCUAGUGAGAACCAUGAAAUAAAUGAAGAAAUAUUUAAUGAACGUCAAACAAAAAUAGUCGAGCAAGGUGCCAAAUUGGCUGAAGCAGUCCCGCAUUUCUCAAAUAUUAUUUUCUACAAGUUAACAGCGAUAACUAAGGCGAUGGACAAUUUUCGAAUUCGUCGGCAACUCUACUGUGAUUCCUGCUUUACAGAAGAUCGUGAAGCAACGGCUUUAAAUGCAUUACGAAAAUGGCUACAUGAAACAGCAGAAAAAAUUGGAGCCACUGAGGAAAAAAUUAAUAAAAAGCUUGUUACAGUCAACGAAUUAAAACGAUUGGCAUCAGAUCAGCAGAUUAUGAUGCUGCAAAAUUAUUAUUUUCUUCUUUUAUGGUGUUCCGCGAUCAUUUCGCUAAAAUCUCUGGAAUGGCUGGCACUCUUUACUUUUGCCACAUCUAAUUUUCAUUACCCGUCAUAUAUUCAGCAAGAAUUUGGUUCAUUAAUAUUCUAUCUUCGUGCCGAUUAUCACCCUGAAAUUCGAAUCGAAAUUAGGAAGCGAAAUAUUAUUUUUUUGGUUUAUGAACGUGAAUUUUCACCAUGCUAUAUGCAUUAA
Dracunculus medinensis (Guinea worm) is the source of this 756-nucleotide messenger RNA. The record is from the annotation of a GenBank genome assembly. NCBI's taxonomy places the organism in Eukaryota, Metazoa, Nematoda, Chromadorea, Rhabditida, Dracunculidae.